GUGGCCCAGUAUAAGAUGGUUCCUGGAGUGUACUGGGUGAAUGGGAGCCACUGUCCAGCACUACGUGUGUCCACACCACUUGGGUCUGUCUGUGUGCUUACCGUCACCCUCAGCUUGUGGGGCCCCACAGCGACAACACUUUUAGAACUCAUCAGUCAAAGUUUGCAAUGAAGUCAUAAUAAGUGGCUGACGUGGACAACAAAUCAAACAUUUGCGUUCACAACUUGGUUCAAGUGAGAGGCAAAAUCAGGUGUUCAUUCACUUGACAGUGACGGCCGAUUGAGGAAGACGGAGGUGGUGAUCCAUGUUAUCCCUGUCACUCUGAAUAGUGCCGGCGACCUAACUAUACACUCCCCCACUGCUGCACGAGCCUCACGCAAGCUUCUGGUGCGCUGAUGUAGGAGUCUAAUGUCUAUGUCUAAUAUGCUGCUGCAGAACUCUGGCCUACUGUCUGUCUGCUGCUGCUGCUGCUGCUGCGGUGGGAGUCUCUCUUUGUUGUAUACUGUUGCUGCUGAUAGUCUGAGGCGAGAAUGAUUUAUGAAAGUUAGUCAUUAAAGUCCUGAGUGAGAUAUCUUGCCACAUUACGUUUAGAUGGAACUAUGACGCCACGGUGAAGGUUUUAUGCUUAUGUGACAACGUUGCUGAAGGUUCAACGCCAUCGUCAUGGUUGCUUAUACUUAGUAAAAAUAACUGAUUAAAAUAAACUUUAACUAAAGACAAAAAGUUCCAUUUCAAGGUAGAAAUAUUACUCUGCUAGGGGCUGUACUCACCUAUUUGUACUCACCUAUUUGUGCUUGCGUGGGAUGAGCUCUGGCUCUUUGGUCCCUCCCCUCAACUGUCAAUCAACUGGUGGAGAUUGUGGUUGGAGACCCCUAGUGGGAGCUGUGUUGGAGACCCCUAGUGGGGGCUGUGUUGGAGACCCCUAGUGGGGGCUGUGUUGGAGACCCCUAGUGGGGGCUGUGUUGGAGACCCCUAGUGGGGGCUGUGUUGGAGACCCCUAGUGGGGGCUGUGUUGGAGACCCCUAGUGGGGGCUGUGUUGGAGACCCCUAGUGGGGGCUGUGUUGGAGACCCCUAGUGGGAGCUGUGUUGGAGACCCCUAGUGGGGGCUGUGUUGGAGACCCCUAGUGGGAGCUGUGUUGGAGACCCCUAGUGGGGGCUGUGUUGGAGACCCCUAGUGGGGGCUGUGUUGGAGACCCCUAGUGGGGGCUGUGUUGGAGACCCCUAGUGGGGGCUGUGUUGGAGACCCCUAGUGGGGGCUGUGUUGGAGACCCCUAGUGGGGGCUGUGUUGGAGACCCCUAGUGGGGGCUGUGUUGGAGACCCCUAGUGGGGGCUGUGUUGGAGACCCCUAGUGGGGGCUGUGUUGGAGACCCCUAGUGGGGGCUGUGUUGGAGACCCCUAGUGGGGGCUGUGUUGGAGACCCCUAGUGGGGGCUGUGUUGGAGACCCCCUAGUGGGGGCUGUGUUGGAGACCCCUAGUGGGAGCUGUGUUGGAGACCCCUAGUGGGGGCUGUGUUGGAGACCCCUAGUGGGAGCUGUGUUGGUGACCCCUAGUGGGAGCUGUGUUGGAGACCCCCUAGUGGGGGCUGUGUUGGAGACCCCCUAGUGGGAGCUGUGUUGGUGACCCCUAGUGGGAGCUGUGUUGGAGACCCCUAGUGGGGGCUGUGUUGGAGACCCCCUAGUGGGGGCUGUGUUGGAGACCCCUAGUGGGGGCUGUGUUGGAGACCCCCUAGUGGGGGCUGUGUUGGAGACCCCUAGUGGGGGCUGUGUUGGAGACCCCUAGUGGGAGCUGUGUUGGAGACCCCCUAGUGGGGGCUGUGUUGGAGUCGACGUAGAGGACAAGCUGUGACCCAGACCCAUCAUGUGGGGCACCAAGAAGGCAGCAGCGGACCGCCUCAACCUGGGCACCAAGGAUGAACUGGAGGUGAUGGGGUACAAACGGGACCCGGUGAAGCUGGCGCUGACGGUGGUGGCGACGGUGAUGACGGGAGGCCUCCUCCUCAUCCUCAUUACCUGGCGACCCUCUGUCAAGCUCGCCCUUACCCACCGCCGCUGCCCCCUCCUCCAAGCUGACAAGUUGCUUCUCAAGGACAUAUACCAGCAGCUGUGGGAGGAGGAGGUGGUGAGGGAGGACGCUGCAGGGAGCGAAGAGGUUGGUCCUGACGCCCCGCCUCGCGUCUAUUUCGUCAACAAGAAUAUCAAAUACCUGUGGGACGACGCCACCUGCACCUUCCUCAGGUUGCAGUCACUUGACAACGGGACGACGUUCAGCACGUUCCACAACGGAAGUGGAGGACUGGGGCAAGACGAAGCUGCUCGCCGACUCUCACUCUUCGGUGAAAACUACAUGAAGAUCGAGGUCCUCUCCGUGUGGCAGCUCCUCGUCCAGCAGGCGUAUAACCCAUUCUACAUCUUCCAAGUGUACACCGUGGUCUUAUGGGCUCUGCAAGAUUACUUCCUCUUUGCUGGCUGCAUCGUUGCCCUCUCCAUCAUCUCCACCACCCUCAUCGUCUGGGAGACCAGAAGGCAAAGUCGGGCACUGCGGAAGACCGUGACGUCACAGUCGGAGGUCGAGGUCCUGCGUGAUGGCCGACGGACUCCGCUGUCGUCCCGGGAGGUGGUGCCCGGGGACGUGGUGUACAUCACUGAGAGUUUAGGCCGUCUGGAAGUGGACGCCGUCCUGCUGCUGGGGUCAGUCGUCACCAACGAAGCCAUGCUUACCGGCGAGUCUGUUCCCGUCACAAAGGUUGGUGUCCAGCGAGAGUGUGACACAGUCUUCAACGGGGAGGAACACCGCCACCACCUCCUCUACAGUGGUACUCAUGUACUACAGGUGCGGGGGGCCACUCACCUACCAGCAUUAGUUAUCAGUACAGGUUUCUACACAACCCGCGGAGAGCUGGUCCGAUCCAUCCUCUUUCCGAAGCCCAUUGAUUUUCACUUCUACAAAGACUUCCUGAAGCUAUUGGUAGUAUUCCUGGUGCUUGGUGUAGCCGCCAUGACCUGGAGCUUCUUUAUCUGGAUCUCAGUUCAGGCUUCAUGGGACGAAGUCCUCUUAAACUCGCUGGACUUGAUUACCUUCGUGGUUCCGCCCAUCCUGCCCGCUACCAUCACAGCCAUCAACGUGUGGGCACAACACAGACUCAAGCAGCAAGGCAUCUUCUCUCUCUCCUCCAACUACAUCUCUCUUGCCGGGUCCAUUGACGUCGUUUGCUUCGAUAAGACAGGAACACUGACUGAGGAUGACCUAGCGCUGGCUGGGGUGGUGCCAUGUGUUAGGGGUGAAUUUGGUGCUCCGGUGGAGGACCUCAAGACUCUGCCGCCAGACCAGCACCUCACCAAGGCUCUGGUCUCCUGCCACUCCCUCCUCGUCAUCAAUGGAAGGCUCACCGGGUACCCCCUUGAUGUCAAAAUUUUUACAGGAACUGGCUGGGUGCUGCAUGAAUCAGUGUGUGUGGUGAACCCCGAAUAUGGCAUGGUGACACCAGUGCUGGUGCAGCCCAAGGCUGUGGAAGGUGUUGACUUGAGUCAGCACGAAGUAGCUAUCCUCAAGACCUUCCCGUUUGAGUCACGGGAGCAACGCAUGACGGUAGUGACCAUGACCAGGAACAACGCGCUCCUCGAGGUCUUCGUGAAAGGAGCGCCGGAGAAGGUCAUCUCACUCUGCAACCCCAAGACAGUACCAAGCAUUAUGGGAGCAGUGCUGGAGUGGUACACACGACAGGGAUUACGGGUGGUGGCUGUGGCAUACAAGGCUCUCGCGGACUCUCUCACCUGGAAUCAGGUGGAGGCGUCUCCACGGGAGAAGUUGGAAGAGGAUUCAGUGUUCCUGGGUCUUGUAUUGCUGCAGAAUAAACUCAAGGUGCAGACGGCGCCUGUCCUGGCAACCCUACACAAGGCGAAGAUCACCACUGUCAUGGUCACAGGAGACAACUUGUUGACGGCACUGAGUGUGGCUCGACAAAGUGAGAUGGUGCAGGUUGGCCAUCAGGUAAUUGUUGUUAAGGCAGUUGCUGAGGCAGCUUCAGCUGUAGCAGCACAGCACCUCAAAGUCUUCUUUUAUGAUGCCGACUACCAGCAAGGGCUUCACAACCAGAGUAAAUUUCUCCCGCUGCGAAACGACAAGUACGUGCUGGCUACAGACGGGGAGUCAUUUGACUUGAUCGCCAAUGGGCAAGAUAAGGACCUCUUCUAUCGGCUGCUACACAAGGGUCGGAUCUUUGCCAGAAUGAAGCCUGAACAGAAGAUCACAGUCGUGGAAACUCUUCAGCAUCUUGGACACCAUGUUGCCAUGUGCGGUGAUGGCUGUAAUGACUGUGGGGCGCUGAAAGUGGCCAAUGCCGGCAUAUCCUUGUCAUCAGCUGAGGCCUCUGUGGCAGCGCCCUUCACCUCUAGGAAGGAAAACAUCGCCUGUGUCCCCAUACUUAUAUGUGAGGGCCGAGCAACCCUGGUCUCCAUCUUUGCUGCAUUCAAAUACAAUGUCGUGUCCUGUUUCGGCGCUCUGAUCUGUGUCAUGUUCCACUUCUCGAUAAACACUGAGCCAUCGGACAUGCAGUACAUGAUUCAGGACCUGUUACUUAUCACCAUCCCAUCUCUGGUAAUGGGCAACACAGGGGCACCAGCCUACCUCACCCCAUCCCCACCGACACAGCGCAUACUCAGCUUCCUCCCUUUAGCAUCCAUGUUUUCCUUCUUGAUUCUUCAGGCACUUAUGUACUGGGCCAUGCUGGCUUAUGUGCGUGCCCAGACAUGGUUUGAACCAUUCGUGUAUAAGGAGUACACAUGGCCACCAGUCCCGUCCUAUGAAAACACAACUCUCAUCACCAUGAACUACUUCUCGGUCAUCAUUGGGGUCAUUGUCUAUUCCCAUUCUGCUCCCUACAGGAAGCCAAUCUUCACUAACUACCUGUUGACUGUGUACCUGCUGGUGACAACAAUAUUCACCAUAUUUGUCACCUUCUACAAGGGGACGUGGCUCAUAGACUUGCUUGCCUUGCGAAGCAUUCCCGAUGCUGGCUUCUCUGGUGUGCUCUUCUUUGCUGCAUGCAUUAACUGUGCUGUCUGCUUCAUAUGGGAGAGGUGGCUGCUGUACGGUGUGAUGCAACGGUACGUGAUGCCAUGGUUCCAGAUCAUCUGUCGGUCACGUUCACUUCACACUAAACUUCAAUCCGAACUACAAGGCAGAGAGGAAUGGCCUCCUCUCACUGAACCCCCAGAAUCUCAGCUCUUACAAAAUUCGAAUAUUGGGGAAAUAAUGAUGGAUGAAGAACUAGACGUAGAAGAUGAAGAAUAUAGUGACACAAUGCUCAUGAGAAAGUUGACACGCCGCCACCAAUUUAAAGCUACUGUCAAGUACCUCCAUGAAAAGCCUCCUCAAAGUGACACUAAGAUGGAUGGUGUCACAUCUAGUGUUAACAUCAACCCCACAGGUCCACAACAUGAGACACAAUCUGAAUAUGAACCCUUGAUGAAUAUUAAUUCUUCUUGUACUCCACUAGAAAGUGUAGAGCACCAGGAGUCGGACAGUGGUCUUCACAGUAUACCUUUAAAGUUCAACUAUAGUGUGCGACAUCAGAUCAUGAAGGGCACAAGUGGAGCCUUCAACACCUUCAAAGCAAAUGUCAAGACGCAGGAUGUUCUUGAUGAGAAUGCAACUCAGCCAUACGAGAUAAUUCAUCUUCCUGACAACUCUCAGAAUGAACCAGCAGAGCAGAUCUAUGCUACCAUAUCAGAGGUGUCGCCUCAAAACCAGGAGCAGACAAGGUCAGCAACACCAGCACAAGUAAACACAACUCAAGAACAAGAUGGGCAGCAUGCUUCUACUAAAGAAAAGAAUGAGGUAGGACUGCAAGAAGAAUCAGAGUGGGGAAGGGGAGAACUUGAUAUUAUAAAGGAAGUGGAUGAUAUGGGGCUGGGGAGCAUAGAAUGGAGAUUAAAAAGUCCUGGUGCAGAGGAUGACGACAAUACUAGCCUGAUGGAGCAAAUGGACAUGGCAUGGAACCGAAUUUCAGGGUAUCCUCUUCUUCCCCACAACACCAAACAAAAGAGUGGCCUCAUCAGCAGCAGGACAGACAGCAGGCCAAUCAGCUACAGGACAGACAGCAGGCCAAUCAGUUACAGGACAGAAAGCAGGCCAAUCAGUUACAGGACAGAGAGCAGGCCAAUCAGCAUUACAGAAGAAAAUUGUUUAUUAGAACAAAUAUAUGAUGUGCCUAAACCACCAAGACGAGUAGGGGAACCUUGCUCGCCUGUUUCGCCCCAGGGGACAAUCUCUUCACAAUUGCCUGAAAUGACACAGCCUUUGCCAAAUACCUCUACAAUACAUAUGUUCUUAUAA
Messenger RNA from Procambarus clarkii (red swamp crayfish), 6335 nucleotides. Lineage: Eukaryota; Metazoa; Arthropoda; Malacostraca; Decapoda; Cambaridae. The record is from RefSeq and is a predicted model, not a curated record.